AUGGAAAAUGGAAGUCAUUCAGCAGUAACUGAAUUUGUCCUCCAAGGAUCAUCACAGGUUUUGGGGUUACAGCUAUUUCUUUGUGUUCUGCUGCUCCUUUUCUAUAUCAUCAUCCUCCCUGGGAAUAUCUGCAUAAUUGUGACAAUUCAGAAUAAUCCCUCUCUGAAAUCACCCAUGUUUUUCUUCUUGGCCAAUCUGGCCUUGCUGGAUAUCUUCUACAGUUGUGUCACCCCUCCAAAGCUCAUUUUCAACAUCUUCUCUGGCUGCAGGACAAUUUCCUAUUUAGGUUGUAUCACUCAGAUAUUUUUCAUUCAUUUUCUAGGAGGAGCUGAGAUGUUCCUCCUCAUUGCCAUGGCUAUUGACCGGUACGUAGCCAUCUGCCAUCCAUUGCACUAUGCCACAGUGGUAAGCAGAGUCACUUGCUGGGCUAUGGUAAUAGCUUCAUGGAUUGGAGGAUUCAUACAUUCCAUCAUCCAGGUCAUUCUCAUAAUUCCACUUCCAUUCUGUGGCCCCAAUAAGUUGGAUAACUUCUUUUGUGAUAUCACCCAGAUCAUCAGAUUGGCUUGCACCAAUACCUACAUUCUUGAGUAUGUCAUGUUUGUCAGUAGUGGCCUUGUAAGCACUGCAUGCUUCAUACUCCUCCUCAUCUCCUAUGGCACACUGCUGGUAAAAGUGAGGAUGGGCUCCAGUAUAGGAAAAAACAAAGCCUAUUCUACCUGCAUCACCCAUAUCAUUAUCAUCUUCAUCAUGUUUGGUCCAGCCAUCUAUAUCUACUGCCAUCCUUUCCAAGACUACCCUUUUGACAAGGUCGUGGCCUUUUUCCACACUAUGAUCUUCCCCUUGUUGAAUCCCAUGAUCUACACCCUGAGGAACAAGGAGAUCAAAGUUGCAAUGUGGAGACUGUUCAAGAAUAUAAAAUGUAGACACUGA
Messenger RNA from Python bivittatus (Burmese python), 930 nucleotides. RefSeq names its product olfactory receptor 4N2-like. Lineage: Eukaryota; Metazoa; Chordata; Lepidosauria; Squamata; Pythonidae. Gene Ontology annotation, molecular function: olfactory receptor activity; G protein-coupled receptor activity. Gene Ontology annotation, cellular component: membrane. Gene Ontology annotation, biological process: G protein-coupled receptor signaling pathway. The record is from RefSeq and is a predicted model, not a curated record.